Molecule: messenger RNA, 570 nt
Organism: Saccostrea cuccullata (small rock oyster)
Lineage: Eukaryota; Metazoa; Mollusca; Bivalvia; Ostreida; Ostreidae
Product: serine/arginine-rich splicing factor 1-like
Exons: 3
Coding region: 1-384 (127 amino acids)
Source: RefSeq, a predicted model, not a curated record
AUGCUGCUUCGGGGUUUGCUUCUGUUAAGUCUGAUAGGGAUCUAUCUAAUACCAGGAAAUGAGGGUUUUUUCGACUUUUUCGGUGAAUACAGAGAUAUAAUGUCAAACUGCCGUAGAGAUGGUGGAUACUGCAUUAAUCCCUACAGAAUGGCUGCUUCUGAACAGGAAACCGAGGAACCGGCCGCGGGGGCAGGAGGGGCAAACGGAGCCGCUGGGGGACGAGGGGCCGGCGCCGGUAGAGGAGGAAGAGGUGGGCCCGGAGCCAGAGGAAGGCCCCCUCCCAGACGAGUCGAUUUCUGGGGAGUAAUCUACGAAAACUGUCUCUCCUGGGACUAUGACUUUGGUUGUAACAGACAAGGCGGCAUCUGCUGUUACACCUACUAGACAUAGAAAAGGUAGAGCUUCAAUCUUUCUCAGAAGUGUAUGUGAAGUGGGUCCUAUUGCACGCCUCGAAUCCAUCGAAUCGCACCAACUCAUCAGUCCAAUACAGCCGGGAACAUCGCCUUUAGACGCUCUUUGUAUUGAUAUAAUACAUGUAUAUAUUAACCAGGACCAAGUUUGUUAUCAUUG